UCAUCAAAGAUGUUCAUGAGGACUCUCUCACAGUUGUAUUUGAAAACAAUUGGCAGCCAGAGCGCCAGGUACCCUUUAAUGAAGUCAGAUUACCACCUCCCCCUGAUAUCAAGAAAGAAAUUGGUGAAGGAGAUGAAGUGGAGGUUUAUUCUAGGGCAAAUGACCAAGAACCUUGUGGCUGGUGGCUGGCAAAAGUUCGAAUGAUGAAAGGAGAGUUUUAUGUCAUUGAAUAUGCUGCUUGUGAUGCCACCUACAAUGAAAUUGUCACUUAUGAACGACUCCGACCUGUGAAUCAAAAUAAAACUGUCAAAAAGAACACCUUCUUCAAGUGCACAGUGGAUGUUCCUGAAGAUCUGAGAGAUGCGUGUGCUAAUGAAAAUGCACAUAAAGAUUUCAAGAAAGCUGUGGGAGCAUGUAGAAUUUUUUAUCAUGCUGAAACUGGUCAACUAAUAAUACUGUCUGCCAGUGAAGCAACAGUGAAGAGAGUGAAUAUACUGAGUGACAUGCAUUUGCGCAGCAUUCGUACCAAACUUAUGCUCAUGUCAAGAAAUGAAGAAGCUACAAAGCACUUAGAAUGCACAAAGCAGCUUGCUGCAGCGUUUCAUGAGGAAUUUGUAGUCAGAGAAGAUUUAAUGGGACUUGCUAUAGGAACACACGGCAGUAACAUACAACAAGCCAGAAAGGUUCCAGGAGUUACUGCCAUUGAACUUGAGGAGGAUACUGGUACUUUCAGAAUCUAUGGAGAGACUGCUGAUGCAGUAAAAAAGGCAAGAAGUUACUUGGAGUUUGUGGAGGAUUUUAUUCAAGUUCCCAGAAAUCUUGUUGGAAAAGUUAUUGGAAAAAAUGGAAAAGUGAUUCAGGAGAUUGUAGACAAGUCUGGAGUCGUCAGGGUGAGAAUUGAAGGAGAUAAUGAAAAUAAACUGCCCCGUGAAGAUGGAAUGGUACCGUUUGUAUUUGUUGGUACUAAAGAAAGCAUUGGAAAUGUCCAAGUUCUUCUAGAAUACCACAUUGCAUAUCUGAAG
This is a messenger RNA of Antrostomus carolinensis (chuck-will's-widow), 1022 nucleotides long. Its product is annotated as FMR1 autosomal homolog 1. Gene Ontology annotation, cellular component: nucleus; neuron projection; cytoplasmic stress granule. The record is from RefSeq and is a predicted model, not a curated record. The annotation marks the transcript as partial. Gene Ontology annotation, biological process: regulation of mRNA stability; positive regulation of long-term neuronal synaptic plasticity; positive regulation of translation. Lineage: Eukaryota; Metazoa; Chordata; Aves; Caprimulgiformes; Caprimulgidae. The transcript is spliced from 10 exons. Gene Ontology annotation, molecular function: mRNA 3'-UTR binding; translation regulator activity.